AUGCUGAUAUAUCAGCACUUUCUAGGUCUGGUUAGACCAACAGCAAUAAGAUCGUAUCGAAUGCUUUACAAUAGACUUUCGUGUAACAAAUCCGUGAAUAGUAUUUAUCUCCAUGUCAAACAGAACUUCCGCUCUUACGCCUCUUUCAGUUUGUGUGCUGCAGGUGCUGCGGUUACCCUCUCUGUUUCUUCCCGGUGCGACGAUACUUUUAUCAAGGAGGAGUCCUUGCAUUCAGUAUCUGCCUUGGAUGCACUGAUGAGGAAACCUGAUGGAAGCGCCCUAGCAAAUACGAUCACUUUAAAGACUUUAUGCUCCCUUGUUUUUUUCGAUCUGACGUAUUUAGUCCUCGCAGUUCUGGGUGCAUUUGGCGCGGCAUAUUACAAUAUUCGUAUUCCUAUACUGUUGGGUGAUCUUAUAAACGUCCUUGCCCAAUCAGCUCAUUCCCAUGCCCUCUCGGCGUCUGCCCUUAGGUCACCUGCUCUUCGACUGUGUGGAAUCUUUUCACUCCAGUCGCUAUGCACAUUUGCGUACAUAGGCUUUCUGGCAACAGUAGGUGAGCGUGUUGCUUGUCGUCUGCGGGAUAUACUCUUUGAGCACGUACUAUAUCAAAAAGUGCGUUUUUUCGAUGAACGGACAUCUGGCUGGAUUAUUGAGAGAAUUACAGCCGAUGUACAAGACUUUAAGAGCUCUUUCAAAUUUUGCGUUUCUCAAGGCCUUCGUAGUGGAGCCCAGGCACGUUCACUUCCCCAUUUGGAUUUCUUGAUUGCUGGAACUUUGCAGAGUAACUGCUAUGACAUAAUUGGAUCGAGUAUUGCAAUGUAUAUGAUAUCACCAACACUAACCGCAGCUCUAAUGGGAUGUCUCCCACUCGUAUUCUUCGUUGGCGGCCUGCUUGGCAACCAACUGCGUCGCAUGAGUCAUGCUGCCCAUGAAAAGAGCAACGAAACCACAGAAAUUGCCACAGAGGCCUUUACUCACAUUCGGUCCGUUAAGUCAUUGGCGAUGGAGGAUCAAAUGAUAAAGCAAUAUCGUCAGGGAACAGAAGAAGCGCGUUGGUUGCACGAAAGCUUGGGAUACGGUAUUGGGUGCUUUCAAGGCUUAUCCAACUUUGCAGUAAAUGUAAUUCUUGUACUGCUUCUGGAUUUUCGCAAGAGAAUUCCUCCCUUAAGUCUAAUGUCUCUCUUGCCCCUCGAUGUAGGAUUGGUCCUUGGAGUGCUCUACUUGGGAGGCAACUUAAUAAAUCGAGGCGAUAUGGAUGCUGGUCAGUUGAUGGCUUUUCUAGUGGCCGCACAAGCUGUUCAUCGGUCACUUACUCAAAUAUCCCUCCUUUUCGGUCAGGUCAUCCGGGGCAGCUCGGCUGCUGCGCGCAUCUCUGAGCUCCUCUCCUAUCCCCUCCCCAGUGAGGCUCCUGCUUACAAAAGUGGUCUUAACAGACUUCCUUCAGUAGCGUCUGCGGUUUCUGCUCCUGUGAUCCGCUUUGAACAUGUCACCUUCAGUUACCCCAAUCGCCCCGGGGCUGUGGUGUUUAAAGACCUCAGCUUUGAAAUUCCUGCAGGCAAAGUGGUUGCACUUGUGGGUGAAUCUGGUGCAGGUAAAUCAACAGUAUUGGCUCUGCUGGAGCGCUUUUACGAGCCCCUUUCGGGCCGCAUCACACUCGAUGGAGUGGAUAUUCGUGGUUUUAGUCUGACAGAGCUGCGCGGUCGUCUGCUGGGCUACAUCAGUCAGGAACCUGAGAUCUUCCAUAACACGGUGGAGGAGAAUAUCCGUUACGCCCGUCCUACAGCCACGAAGGCGGAAAUUGUGGCUGCUGCAGUAGUUGCACAAGCGGAUGGUUUCGUGCGAGACCGUCUUCCUCAGGCUUACGACAGUAUAGUGGGUGGGGGCUCCAGUUCCAGCUCUGCUGGCCUUAGUGGGGGUCAGCGGCAGCGCCUGGUAAUCGCCCGCGCGCUUCUCAAAAAUGCCCCUAUUCUGCUGCUUGAUGAGGCCACUUCGGCAUUGGACGCGGAGUCAGAAUAUCAAGUUCAGUCGGCAUUGCAAAAUGCCAUGGAGGGGAGGACUGUUUUGAUAGUUGCGCAUCGACUGAGCACAAUUCGUUGCGCCGAUCUCAUCAUUGUCAUGCACAAGGGUCGUAUUGUCGAGCAAGGAACUCACGAAGAGUUAAUCAAGAGAAGGGGUCACUUCUACAAGCUUCUACAACGCCAAGGCAACAAUAAUGAAUCCGAUACCUUCUGA
This is a messenger RNA of Hydatigera taeniaeformis, 2232 nucleotides long. The record is from the annotation of a GenBank genome assembly. Lineage: Eukaryota; Metazoa; Platyhelminthes; Cestoda; Cyclophyllidea; Taeniidae.